UCCAGUUCCUAAUAUUUGUUCUUAAUCAAUAGUAUAUGUGAUUGCAUAAAAUAAAACACAGGAGUCACAAUUCGUGUGACAAUUACUAGAACCUCACUGGUAGCUCCGAACUCUUCAGAUCUAAAUAAUAAUCUGGUUUUUAAGAUAUGUUUGGGGAUUGUUUCCUGAGUGCCACGUAGACAUACACAAGCUGUGUCCUGUUCCCAUCGAUUUGUUUUUCACACUAGUCUUUCAUUCUACCGACGGGGCAUGGCGUAACAAAAUUAGGUGUCUUUAAAGCUAGCUAACUGUAUUAGAAAACCACAGAGUUGGAUUACAAGACGGUAUCAGUUCCGUAAGGCGUCUGGUGACGUUUCGGUGAGACGAAGCAGGACCGGCGGAGAAGUCAACAUUGAGAAACACACUCAACGACAUGGGGAGGAAGAAAGUGCUUCUUGUUUUCACGCUGCUGUGGACUCCGCUAUUCUCCCAACAACUUCCACAAUGCCCGGCCCCGUGUGACUGUGUCGACUCCCACGGUGAGAUGACGGUAACCUGUGGCGGCCAAGGCCUCGACCAAGUCCCAGCCGGCAUCCCAGAUUCUACAAUUUGGCUUGUUCUGAAGUACAACAACCUGGAAAAGAUCGGCAGCCACGAUUUCAAGGGUCUGAAGCAACUGAAAGGUAUCGACCUAAGCAACAAUAACAUCCGCAAAAUCUCUCGUGGGGCUCUCCGCCAUCUUAUUCACCUAGACAACAUCGACCUCUCGGGUAAUGCCUUACAAGCUCUCUCUGAGGAAACCUUUGCAGCCCCUCUUGCCGCGGCAAACCAAGACGGAAGAAGGUUCUUCGUCUUCCUCGCCAACAACCCCUGGCGCUGUGACUGCCACCUGAAAUGGCUGGCGGAAAAGUACGCAAACGACACAACCGUCUACAGCGAGCGACUCGUGUACUGUAACAGUCCCGAUAACCUUAAUGGGUCUUUCGUGUCAGACGUGCCCCUGUCUGACUUCAAAUGUGAUACAGAAGUCACAUUUGUGGACACGGAACAAGGAGACGAUACCACCACUCCCGAAAACGACCCACGUGUUGAAAGGGGAAGCCAGAAACCCCUGUCUAGGGGAGCCACAAUCGUGACCAUCCUUGUAUUGGCAGUCGCAGUCUUGGUUGUUUUGCUGAUAGUGUUUAAAAUCGGUAAAGAGUACCACAGGGGUAAACAGGACACAGGCACAGAGGUUGAGACAAGGCCGAUGAUUCCCACACGUUCUGAUAGCAGAGAAGUUUACAUGUAAAGUUGCUCUGCAUGAUGGUACCAACUAGACUCCCCUAUGGAGUAAAUGAAUACUGUACUAAGAUUGGCCAAGAAUUUGCAAAUGCCAUCAUAAGAGAGUCAGUAGGGGCUGGCAGGUAGGACCUUUUCAAUAGAGUCUUGUGUGCUUGUGUUUAUCAAAAUACUGUAACGUUACCUUAAAGCUGUCAUAAGAGAGAUACUGCCACUAGUUGACUUUGAAGUUAAUAACUGCCACAGUGAUUAAUAUCACAAAGCUACCUUAGCUAUAAGAGAAACAAGGGACCAGGAAUAGCGUUGUUCAACCAUUGUAUAUGGACAUUAGGUUAACAUUAACAAGAUAGUAUGGUCUACAUUGUACGAUUGACGUAUAUUCCAUUUUUGUACAGUACGUAUAAGGACUGACUUCGCAAGGUGUGUGUUCAUGUACUACAUAGAUGCCACUGUCUUUCUCUUAAAAUGGUUCAGAAUCUAUUUGUAAGGUAAAGAUUGUAAUAGGUUAUCUGUAAUGUACAACUUUUUCAGAAAUGAGGUAAUGCAUAUUGCAUACUUUAUGUACACAACUGUGUUAAGGGUGUACAGGAAGGAAAUGGUUUUCAGUUCAGCUACGCGUCUAAUAACACUGAAAUGAUGUGGGCUUUAACUU
This is a messenger RNA of Branchiostoma floridae (Florida lancelet), 1912 nucleotides long. RefSeq names its product slit homolog 1 protein-like. Gene Ontology annotation, cellular component: plasma membrane. Bases 413 to 1270 code for a protein of 285 amino acids. NCBI's taxonomy places the organism in Eukaryota, Metazoa, Chordata, Leptocardii, Amphioxiformes, Branchiostomatidae. Gene Ontology annotation, molecular function: protein binding. The transcript is spliced from 2 exons. The record is from RefSeq and is a predicted model, not a curated record.